GACACCUAUCUGCGUUUACAACACUUUGCGCUUAGCACGUGCACGUUGUUUUCGUUCGCGAGAGCAUGCAGAUGUAAACACGGGUCAAGUUUUCGGAAGCUGAAUUUUCUUUUUGUCCGGUUCUGUAAACAAAUUCGGUGGAAAUAACCAUGGGAAAACGGCGCUUCAAUGAAAAGGGCCGACAGCAGGUGGACACGAUCAUCGACAACACCGUCACAAAACAGAUCAAACUCGAGUUUGGUAAACCAGAGGAGGAUGGCUACGGCAGAACCGACGAUGCGAAUCUGCUGGUACUACCGUCUAAAAAACGUCCCACCAAAAUUAAGCGCGACUCGGCGGUCGUGACGAAAAUUUUGUCAAAAAAACAACGCAAACGACUCGAGAAGAUUGUCGACCAGAAAAAGAAGAAGGAAAACCGAUCCUCCCUGAUCGCGGCUUUGGCCUCCGUCCAAGCGACGUCGGAUGAGCUGGGAAGCUACACCAAGAUAAGCUCGGUCCAAACGAAGGGACUGAAGCAACACUUUAAGGAGCAAAAGUUUGGCGUGGUCGAAAAAAAGACGGAACGAAUGGUGAAGGAUGGAGUCGGGAAGGAGCAGACCGUUAAAAGCUUGGUCGGCGGAAGAAAGCAGCGGCUCGCGCUCUUGAAAGCCCAGGCGGCUGGUUCCGCAAGUGACGGAGAGGAAACGGAACCUGCGGCUGAUUUGAACUCGAUUGGGCUGGAUGAAUCUUCGUCUUCGGAAGAUGAAGUUUCCGCUGAAGAACAGGAGCAGAAGGAGGGCGACAGUGGAAGUGAGGAGAAUGCGCAAGAUGUUGAAGAGCAAACGGUUGUAGAACCUGUGGCCAAUGUUAUCAUAAGUCCAGUUGAAGAUAAGCCGAAAGCUGUAGACGCCGAACCCGUGGACAGAAAGCCGGCAUCGUAUGUUCACGUUGAGCGUGAUCCGGCGAUACAGGCAGCCCGUUUGAAACUUCCCAUCCUUGGUGAGGAGCAAGAAAUAAUGGAAAAGAUAAGCGAGAAUCCGAUUGUGAUACUGGCGGGAGAAACGGGCAGUGGUAAAACGACACAGGUUCCGCAGUUUCUAUACGAGGCAGGUUAUGCCACGAAAGAGCGAGGAUUGAUUGCCAUCACGGAACCACGGCGUGUGGCCGCGAUCGCAAUGUCAAAACGUGUGGCCACGGAGAUGAAUUUGUCAAACAAGGAAGUUUCAUACCUGAUUCGGUUCGAAGGUAAUGUGACCGACCAAACGCGGAUCAAAUUUCUAACGGAUGGUGUACUUUUGAAGGAAAUUGAGCACGAUUUUCUGCUGUCGGUGUACUCGGUUGUGAUCAUCGACGAAGCUCACGAGCGGAGUGUCUACACCGAUAUUUUGAUCGGUCUACUGUCGAGGAUCGUGAUGUUACGACAGAAGAAGGGCAACCCGCUGAAGCUGAUAAUCAUGUCGGCGACGAUGCGAGUGAAGGACUUUACCGAAAAUCGAAACCUGUUCUCCAAAAUUCCUCCGGUGAUCAACGUCGAGUCUCGUCAGUUUCCCGUUACGGUUCACUUCAGUAAAACAACACCCAGCGAUUACGUGCGCGAGGCGUACUCAAAGGUCGUCAAAGUUCACACCAAACUGCGAGGAGCUAUUCUUGUAUUUCUAACCGGCCAGAAAGAGGUAAAUUACGUGGUUAAAAAGUUGCGCAGGGCAUUCCCUUUUAAAGGAAAACAUUCAGCUGCGCUUGUUGAGCGGAAAAAGUCAAACGAUGAAAACGAUUCGGAAAACGAGGACGAAAACCUUGAGAGCAUCGUGAAUCCGCGCAAGGCGGCAAAACUCGAUAAGAAAAGGAAGAAAAUGAAGCGACUGGCCGAGCAGAAGAAACCGGUCGAGCUUCCAAAGAUCAACUUGGACAGUUAUCAGCUGCCGUGGGACGAUACGCAUGCUGACCAGUGUGAAGAGGACGACGAUGCCUUGGGCGAUGAAGAUAGCGAAGGUCAUUUGAGCGAGUCCGAUUUGGAAGACGACGGACAGGCUGACGAUUGCGAAACGGGCAGCAAACAACCACUCUGGGUUUUGCCCCUUUACUCAAUCCUUUCGUCGGAAAAACAACAAAAAGUGUUUGAACCCCCGCCAGAAGGCUGCAGGCUGUGCGUGGUUGCUACGAACGUAGCGGAAACUUCGCUCACGAUACCCGACGUGAAAUAUGUCGUAGACUGUGGGAGACAAAAGACGAAGCUGUACGACAAGGUAACCGGCGUGAAUGCGUUCGUAGUGACAUACAUUAGCAAAGCGUCCGCGAAUCAACGUGCCGGCAGAUCCGGCAGAGUUGCCUCGGGACAUUGCUACAGGCUGUACUCAAGUGCGGUGUACAACGAUCAGUUUGCUGAAUUUGCCAUGCCGGAAAUCCAGAAGAAGCCGGUGGACGAUCUGAUGCUGCAGAUGAAGUGCAUGGGCAUUGACAAAGUGGUCAACUUUCCGUUUCCCUCUCCUCCCGAUCGGGUACAGCUCCAGCGGGCUGAGCAGCGGUUGGUCCUGAUGGAAGCGCUCCAAGAGUGUAUUGUCAACAGCAAGACCAAGUCGCAAACGAUUAGCAAAGUAACCGAUCUUGGUAGGACGAUUGCGGCCUUUCCUGUGGCACCACGAUUUGGGAAAAUGUUGGCCCUCAGCCACCAACACGGGCUGCUUCCGUACACCAUCUGUAUGGUUGCGGCCCUCUCCGUUCAGGAAGUUCUGCAAGAAGUGUCCCUUUCGGAAGAAUCUCCUGGCAACAAGAAGUGGCGAUUGAAACGUAAAGCUUGGGCAGGCACGGGUAAUUCCCUGCAGCUGGGAGAUCCCAUGAUUCUGUUGCGUGCCGUUGGGGCCGCAGAAUUUGCCAACAGUGAAGGACGGUUAGCUAGUUUUUGUGAAGAAAACGGCAUCCGUUUGAAGGCCAUAACGGAAAUCCGCAAGCUGCGCGUCCAACUGACCAACGAGAUCAACAUAAACUUGAAGGAUGUGAAUUUAACCGUUGAUCCGAAGCUGCCUCCGCCAAGCGACACGCAGUCCAAACUGUUGCGCCAACUGAUGCUCAUCGGAAUGGCCGACCAAAUCGCACGCAAGAUUCCCGAGUCGGAAAUAAAGCUGAAAGCGGACAAGAUUAAAAACAAACACGCCUACAAUCUACCGGAUAUGGAGCAGCCGGUGUUUGUGCACUCGAGCUCUGUGCUCAAAACGAACCCCGAGUGGGUUUGCUAUCAGGAGGCGUACGAAACCUCUCAUGGAGACAGCACGAAAAUGUUCCUGCGCGGCAUAACGGCCAUCGAACCGGAAUGGCUUGUGCAGCUCGUACCCAAGCACUGUAACAUAGUAAAGGUGCUGGAAGAUCCCGAGCCCAGCUACGACCCAGCCCAGGAUCGCAUUCUGUGCCACGUGCAGGCUACCGUGGGAAAGGCUGGAUGGCCGCUACCGAUGGCAGAAGUGGAUAUGCCCAACGACAUGGUGCGGUGCCAACACUUUGCCAAGUUCCUGCUUUCCGGUGCCGUUUUCGGCGCAUUGCGGAAGUUCAGCAAGCAUCUGCUCUCGCCGGCCGACUCGAUGACCAAACCCUACGCGGCUUCGAUUCCGCGCGUCAUGAAAACGCUACAGCUUAAUUUAGUUUUCACCAGGACGCGUCUCGAGCAGCUUUGGACGGCGGAUAAGAACUUUCUUCGGGACGAGUAUCUCAAAUUUGUGCCGGCGUCAUGCCACGAGGACGUUCAGAAGAUGUGGCCACCUGCGGAAUGAAACACGGACGUUUUUUUUUUUUGGUUUUCUGUAACAGAAUAUGUUUUAUUUAUAUCAACACGCGCUGAGUUGUUUGCUGAAUAGGUUCCCCAAGCGGAUAUAUUAUACACAAUUAAAAAUUUGUUAUAGACAAAAUACUUCCACGAUGGCGUAUAUUGAUCAACGUUGUAAUGUGAAACCAACUUUGGAUACUGAUCUAAA
Culex quinquefasciatus (southern house mosquito) is the source of this 3938-nucleotide messenger RNA. It is a transcript of the gene kz, whose product is annotated as probable ATP-dependent RNA helicase kurz. Gene Ontology annotation, biological process: maturation of SSU-rRNA from tricistronic rRNA transcript (SSU-rRNA, 5.8S rRNA, LSU-rRNA). Gene Ontology annotation, cellular component: intracellular anatomical structure; nucleolus. Gene Ontology annotation, molecular function: RNA binding; ATP binding. NCBI's taxonomy places the organism in Eukaryota, Metazoa, Arthropoda, Insecta, Diptera, Culicidae. The record is from RefSeq and is a predicted model, not a curated record.